This is a messenger RNA of Drosophila eugracilis, 2863 nucleotides long. RefSeq names its product protein sine oculis. Gene Ontology annotation, molecular function: DNA-binding transcription factor activity, RNA polymerase II-specific; RNA polymerase II cis-regulatory region sequence-specific DNA binding. Gene Ontology annotation, biological process: regulation of transcription by RNA polymerase II. Bases 767 to 2014 code for a protein of 415 amino acids. Gene Ontology annotation, cellular component: transcription regulator complex; nucleus. The transcript has 7 exons. The record is from RefSeq and is a predicted model, not a curated record. NCBI's taxonomy places the organism in Eukaryota, Metazoa, Arthropoda, Insecta, Diptera, Drosophilidae.
CGUGCGGUUCGCUGCCCGAUCUCCCCACGUCGCUCGCUCAGCAAUCCAGUCCGGAUCCGGAUCCGGCGGUCUUUCGAAGUCCCGCGCACAAAGUAAACACAUAUAUUUAAUUCCCAAUGAAAGAACGAAUCCGCUUCCAAUCCACGCACACAAAUCGAGAAAUAGGAUAAAGAUAUUCAAGCUAAUCAAUCCGCUGGCGGCCAUUUUUUGUUGGCACUGUUUCAGUGCUGUCGUCGCCGAAUUCGCCCCUCAAUUUGUAAGUGCAAUUUGUUCGAGUCACGGCAGAACAGCAAAAAGUUUCCUCGAAAGAAUAUAAUUUGCAACACGUGUUAACACAUAGUGCGUUUGAUAAAUAUACAUAUGCCCCACGGUUUUCGUUGUGUGAGUGCGCCAGUGUGAGUGAGUGUGCGGCACAUGUUUGAAAAUUUGAAAAGUUUGGCAAAAAUGCAAAACGAGGGAAAACCACACGGCGAAAAUCAUCGUUUGUUUUGCCACUUCUAACAUUUGUGGAUAUAGCCCAAUCAGCAUCAUCGAAUCGCAGCAACAAAAGCACAAAUCCAAACAAUAAAAGUAACAAACAAAAACUAAAAACAAACACGGAUACGUAUCAACAAUAAAUAAUCAAAAUACAGCGCUCAAAAAACCAAAGAAUUAAGCAAAUAUUAGUUAAGGUUUAUCAAUAUACUAGUUCAUCUAGACGUUCACUUCUGGAGUCCUUGAUAUUGACCCCACAACAACCCAUCCAAACCUUCGAUUCCCGCAGAAAAUGUUACAGCAUCCCGCCACAGAUUUCUACGAUUUGGCGGCGGCCAAUGCCGCUGCCGUUCUCACCGCCCGCCACACGCCUCCUUACAGUCCCACGGGCCUCAGUGGAUCCGUCGCUCUGCACAACAACAACAACAGCACCACCAGCAACAACAACAACAGCAGCACAUUGGAUAUCAUGACGCACAACGGUGGAGCAGGCGGUGGCCUCCACUUGAACAGCGGCAGCAAUGGAGGCGGCGGGGUGGUCAGUGGCGGAGGCUCUGGCGGUAGGGAGAAUCUGCCAAGCUUCGGCUUCACCCAGGAGCAGGUGGCCUGCGUCUGCGAGGUUCUACAGCAGGCGGGCAACAUUGAAAGACUGGGCCGCUUCCUCUGGUCGCUGCCACAAUGUGAUAAGCUGCAGUUGAACGAGUCCGUGCUGAAGGCCAAGGCGGUUGUUGCAUUCCAUCGCGGCCAGUACAAGGAGCUGUACCGUCUGCUCGAGCAUCACCACUUCUCGGCCCAAAAUCACGCCAAGCUCCAGGCCCUGUGGUUGAAAGCGCAUUAUGUGGAAGCCGAAAAACUGCGCGGAAGACCCUUGGGUGCUGUUGGCAAAUAUCGUGUUCGCCGUAAAUUUCCAUUGCCCCGCACCAUCUGGGAUGGCGAGGAGACAAGCUACUGUUUUAAGGAAAAAUCCCGCUCUGUACUUCGAGACUGGUACUCGCACAAUCCAUAUCCAUCGCCGAGAGAGAAACGCGAUCUGGCGGAGGCCACAGGACUGACCACCACGCAGGUUUCCAAUUGGUUCAAGAAUCGACGACAAAGAGAUCGAGCUGCCGAACAUAAAGACGGCUCCACGGACAAGCAGCACCUGGACUCCUCCAGCGACUCCGAGAUGGAGGGCAGCAUGCUGCCCACCCAAAGUGCACAGCAGCAGCAGCAACAACACUCGCCCGGCAACAACAGCAGCGGUAACAACAACAACAACGGUCUGCAUCAGCAGCAGUUGCAGCAUGUUGCCACCGAUCAGAGCCUGCAACACCACCCACAUCAGCAACAUCCCGCCAGCAACAUCAGCAGCGUCGCCAGCAAAAGCAGCAGUGGAGGCGGUGGAGUAGGUAGUGGUGGCGGGGGAGUUAGUGCAGCAGCCGCUGCUCAAAUGCAAAUGCCUCCGCUUACCGCCGCCGUGGCCUAUUCGCACCUGCACAGCGUGAUGGGGGCCAUGCCCAUGACCGCCAUGUACGACAUGGGCGAGUACCAGCACUUAUGAUUCUAGUUGGAGGCGGCCGCUGCCGCCGGUGGCAGUGGCGGGGUCACUAGCGGGAUCGGCGGUGGGAUCAGCAACAGUAACAUGGCCACCGCAAACAGCAGCAGCAGCAACAUCGCCUGGCAGCAGCGACAGCGCCAGCAGCAGCAGCAGCAGUCCGAGAGCUUCUACUUCUGAGGAACUUAGUAACUUAGCAAUAUCGCCGGAAUCCUUCAGCAUAGCAACACAAGAUUUACAUAUCGCUCAAUUGCUGAAAGGCUGUCAUGACUGGAACAUAAUGGAUGCUACAAAGCCUUCGCAUGGCCCAAGAGCAAGCGAAGCCAUAAAGGGCUAAUAGAUGAAAUUCCAAUGUGAUGUUAGGGUUAUAGUUAAUGUGAAGCGAAAAUUUGAAUCUUCAAUUUACUGAGAAAGCAAACCAUAUAUGAUAUGAUCCAAACAUGACAUGGGUAAGAGCUCGACCUACCCAAGCGUAGUUUCAGACAUGACAGUAUCUUAGCAAAUCACCGAUAUGCAAUCAUUAACUAUCACACCCUCUGGAUAACAUGGCAUUUUCCGCAUCAAGAGAUGGAGAGAACUAGAAAUGGAGAGACAAAGGCACCAAGCUGGAGCACAAGCUUUUGGAUGAACUCCGGAAGGAAUCACUUUAAACCACGAUUACUGCAUCGAUCUGUGUAAAUAGCUAGGCUUUAGUUUUAGAGCGGUUGGAUGGCCAACCGAAAUGCAAAUCAAAUCGAAACGUGCAAAAAUUAUAUAUAUAUAAACCUACGUACAUGCAUAAAUUAUACACUUUUAAUUGUAGCCUCUAGUAAUUCUAUUUUUGUUAAAAAUAAAUUCUAUUAAAUUAUUUUGAAA